Messenger RNA from Bombina bombina (fire-bellied toad), 1940 nucleotides. RefSeq names its product solute carrier family 16 member 3 (gene SLC16A3). Gene Ontology annotation, molecular function: monocarboxylic acid transmembrane transporter activity. The coding region runs from base 172 to 1608 and encodes 478 amino acids. Gene Ontology annotation, cellular component: membrane. The record is from RefSeq and is a predicted model, not a curated record. The transcript has 5 exons. Lineage: Eukaryota; Metazoa; Chordata; Amphibia; Anura; Bombinatoridae. Gene Ontology annotation, biological process: transmembrane transport; monocarboxylic acid transport.
AUUUAAAGCUCUGGAGCAGCAGCAGAAGCAGAGCAGCGGUGGUUGGAUCUAUUACUUAUGAUUGGGGGGCACCGGAUGGUUCCACUGCACAGACCACUGUGAUCCGCAGCUUCACGGUACACUGGGGAACACAGACGCGGCUGCACAAACUACAGGUGAUAUUUAAGCACCAUGGGAGGCGUUGCUCUAGAUGAUGGUCCAUCAAAUAUAAAAGCCCCGGAUGGUGGCUGGGCCUGGGCUGUCCUGUUCGGGAGUUUUGUCAUCAAUGGCUUUUCCUAUGCAUUUCCCAAAGCAGUCAGUGUGUUUUUUAAAGAGCUGAUCAAGGAGUUUGGCGUUGGAUACAGUGACACAGCCUGGAUCUCCUCCAUUUUGCUGGCUAUGCUUUAUGGUACAGGUCCCCUAUGCAGCAUUUGUGUGAACCGGUUUGGAUGCCGACCGGUCAUGUUGGUUGGUGGUCUCUUUGCCUCCAUGGGAAUGGUGUCUGCAUCCUUCAGCACAAAUAUUAUCACACUUUAUCUCACUGCUGGUGUUAUCACAGGUCUGGGCCUGGCACUAAACUUCCAACCCUGUCUAAUCAUGCUAAAUCAAUACUUUGACAAACGUCGUCCUUUAGCCAAUGGAUUAGCUGCAGCAGGAAGCCCUGUUUUCCUCUGUGCCCUCUCUCCACUGGGACAAUUGCUCAAUUAUCAUUUUGGCUGGCGUGGGGGCUUCCUUAUCCUUGGUGGACUACUGCUUAACUGUUGUGUGUGCGCCUCCCUGAUGCGGCCACUAGAGCCUUCAAAGAAAGAGAAAGCGCUAAUCAAGGAAGCGGAGCUCAAGGAAGCAGAGCUGAAGAAACCAAAGAAGAAGCUUCUAGAUUUCAGUGUCUUUAAAGAUGUAGGUUUUGUUAUAUACACCAUAGCUGCAUCCACCAUGGUUCUGGGACUGUUUGUACCACCAGUGUUUGUUGUGAGCUAUGCUAAAGACCUAAAAGUAGAAGAUACAAAGGCUGCUUUUCUCCUAACAAUCCUUGGAUUUGUUGACAUUUUUGCAAGACCCACCUGUGGUGUGAUUGCAGGUAUAGAAAAAGUGAGACCAUAUUCAGUUUAUCUUUUUGCCUUUGCAAUGAUUUUUAAUGGAUUUACUGAUUUGAUGGGCUCCAUGGCAGAUACUUAUGGUGGACUAGCUGUUUUCUGUGUCUUCUUUGGAAUUUCCUAUGGAAUGAUUGGAGCACUCCAGUUUGAAGUUCUAAUGGGUAUUGUUGGUACAAAGAAGUUCUCCAGUGCUAUUGGAUUGGUGCUACUUGCAGAGGCCUUUGCUGUUCUUAUUGGACCACCAUCAGCAGGGAAAAUCCUGGACGCUACUGGAAAGUACAUGUUUCUCUUCAUUAUUGCUGGCACUGAAGUGGUGCUUUCUUCAGUCAUUUUAUCUGCUGGAAACUUUUUCUGUCUUAAAAAGAGAGCUGAAGAUUCACAUUCUAAGGAAAUCAAUGAAGAAAUGGGUGAACUUAACCCAAAGAUUGCAGUUCCUGAAAAUACCAAUGUGGACUCUGCAGAAGUGGAGCAAUUUUUAAAAGAUGAAAAGGAAAAGAACGGUGAAGUUGCAACAAAUCCUGAAACGUGUGUAUGAGCCUUUUGUUUUAACCCUGAGGACUGUUAUUUCUGUGGAUAACGGGGGAAACUAUAUGAGGAUUUGCCAAUCAACCUUCUCGAUUCAGACAUGGACUUGAUAAAAGGUUUACACAAUACAUAUACUAGACGAGCUUCACCUUAAUGUUGAGUGAAAACGUUUUUAAUUUUAACUAGGAGCUAACUGUUGUAAUUCCCCAUCAUGCUUUGUGCUUGUAUUGGGGUGAUGUCUCAGGCCUGUAAAAUCUUAUAUUUUUAGUAUAUAAUGUAACUGCCUAUUUUAUGUGUGAUUUGUUUUAUUCUUUAUUUAUAAAAUCAUUUUGUGAUACCUCA